AUGGCGCCGGCUGAUACCACGCCUGGGCCCUUUGCCUUACGAGCGGAUCUCCGAAGAGCUGCGGCCCGCCUACGAGACUUAGCGGACAUAAGUCUGGUCCCGGAUGUUUCUUUGGAGCAGGCCUUUGGGCAGACUAGACUGCAGGCAGCUUUGAAUAAUAUGAAAAUGAAAGCCUUCUUCUGUUUGGUUGUUAUCUCUCUAUGUUUGGCAAGAAGUGUCCAUGCUAACAUAUGUUCACCAGUGAUCACAGAUGAUCAUCUGAAGUACCUGGAUGUGAUGAUUGAUGCCCAGUUAAACACUUCAUGUUCCGUGCAAGUGGAAUUAAUAGAUGACAAAAAAUUCAGAAACACAAAUAAAUAUUGCUACAAGAGAGCAGUAAUCGCCCAGCUCGCAGAUCUUUUGGAAAAACUGGAAUUUAAACCAAAUUCACAAAGUUACAAUCAUACUAAGAUACUAACCAACCUAUACAACCAAAGAGUCAAGAAUUGUAUAGGUGAUGUCUAUUUUGACAAGGAAGAUAUCUCACAAUGUUCAAGUCACAAUGAUUUGAGUCCUGCCCAAAUUUUGGAAAGAGUAAAAACGUCAUUUAUGAUAUUUCGAGAUUUUAAAGAAGAACCAUCUGAGAAUUGUUAUUUGGAAUAUGCCUCGUGUGAAGAAGAUUAUCACUAUGUCAAAAAAGGUUCUCAGUGUGCUUGUCCUUCCCCAAUACCACCCAUUGUUUCUAGUUCGGCAACCCAGAAAUCCCUAAUCAACCCGUCAGAAAUUAAGAGCAGUCCAUCUGCAUCAAUCAUCCCCUUCAGUACAGUUCCCCUUACAGAUUACAUAAGUGUCACGGACACCCAAAAUCCUCAACAGAGCUCAGAGAGCAUAGAAAUGUCAUCAAUCAUCUUAACAAGUAUACCAACUGAAGUACAACAUCUAACCACCAUCAUGGAUCACUUGCAUGCUGCCACCACAGAUCGUCCGGUCUCAGGCCCAGAGUCUCCACAUACCAAAAUGGACAUUACAUUCAGUGACAUGGAAUUUACUAAAGGUAUCACUGAAUCAACAUAUGCCAUGGGUUUUUCUCAAACUAGGACAUAUCCUGAGCUUUCCAACAUAGAGGGUUUAAAUACAGAUGGCUCACAUAUUGAAACAUUUUCUACUACUACCACAGAUCUAAACAAAGAUUAUUCUCAGCUAACAAGAGAAUUAACUUCUAUCACAGAACCAGCUGUUGAUGAAUUAUUGGGAACUACGGAACAUAGUAUUGUUUCACAGAGUUUGGAGUCAAACUUUCAGAAAUAUUCUGAGGCCAGCAUGGAGCCUGGCAUAGAGCCAUCAUUAUCUAGCACUGUAACCAAAAUGCGGCGCUCUCUUGAAAAUGUGGAUAAGACUUUAUCGGUAUAUGCAUCUACACAUGCUCAACCUGUUCUAUCCAGUGAUGGCAGCGCUACGAAGCCACAUUAUCUAACUUCAAGCAUCCCACCUACCUUUAACUCUCUUCAAACCAUUUCACAGGAGAGCGAUAUCAGAAACCUUGGUUGGGCUGCCUCUUACCUUUUGCCCACUAUCUUAACAACUAAACAUACCAGCUCUGAAGCUGAAAUGUCUUCCCCUGUCUCUGAAGUCCAGUCACUACCUUCAGAAGCUUCUUUACAUCCAAAGUUGACAGGACUUGAGGGAGGGUACACACACGACAAUAAGCAUCAAGAGCAAAAUGUAGCAGCUUUUUUAUCUGAGGACAGGGAAAACAAAGGUGCUGGUCCUAUUCAUGGCUUUAAUCGGCUCCCUAUCCUUGAAACAGAGCAGCAUCAGGAUGGAAGACAGAACAGCAACUUAUUCCUGGUCAUAAUUCCAAGCAUCCUGGCAAUAUUGUUUCUGUGUGGACUUCUAUUUUUCAUGUAUCGCUAUCGGCUUCUAAGACGACAGCUAAAUAGAGAAGUAUCAGAGUUGCCUGAAUUGAGUUUCUUCUCCACUGCUGCUUAUGUCAGUAUUCUCAAAGAAGAACAUUUUGGAGCUGUUGGACAGAUACGUAGGCUGUUUGGCCAUUGUCCAACAGUGCUAAGUGACAUGAAGCGGAGGAAUGCAAACUUCCUCCGCAAUGUUGAGAGGAGACAUCCAGCCUCCAUAUCAGGACAAUGGCUGGUCAGAAGGGCAGUGGAGGAGAAUUGCAGUGGUGCAGUCCUACUCUUCUUCUGUGGACUAACAUCAACAGUGGCGGCGGUGUGCUGUCCUCCUCCUCAGAGGAAGAGGAGAAAAGAGGAAAAGAUAAAGGGCUGUUUGCUACACAGCCAGCCCCUGCCCCUGAGGAGGAAAGGGAGCCAGACGAGGAAGCUCUUGGCCCCACUGUGGAGGACCAUGACUGGGAAACGCUCAGGGAGUUCUCGCGAUGAUCUACCAGUGCGCUGGAAGAUCUCCGAGGACAAGAGAAGGACUGCAAUAGCCCGCGCUUCGCCCGGUCCUUCUCGCAUCCCUGUACCCCCUCGGCGUCCCCUCCCUGACCCGCCGUCCGUGACACCCACGUUUCCAGAAACGUACCCAGAUCUGAAGAUGGUGUGA
Molecule: messenger RNA, 2541 nt
Organism: Nanorana parkeri
Lineage: Eukaryota; Metazoa; Chordata; Amphibia; Anura; Dicroglossidae
Exons: 11
Coding region: 1-2541 (846 amino acids)
Biological process (GO): positive regulation of macrophage differentiation; osteoclast differentiation
Cellular component (GO): membrane
Molecular function (GO): growth factor activity; cytokine activity
Source: RefSeq, a predicted model, not a curated record